GGACUUGCCAGUGAGCGUCCCGCAGGCAGUGGUACAGAGCGAGUGCGAAGCCCAGACUGUACCUGAUCUUCCUGAGUAGGCAAAAUGCAGAGCACAGCAAAUUAUCUCUGGAUGCUGUCUGAUAUUCUUGGACAAGGAGCCACUGCAAAUGUAUAUCGUGGACGCAAUAAGAAAACAGGUGACUUAUACGCUGUCAAAGUGUUUAACAGCUUAAGUUUCCAACGUCCUGCGGAUGUUCAGAUGCGGGAGUUUGAAGUGUUAAAGAAACUCAAUCAUAAGAAUAUUGUUAAACUAUUUGCAAUUGAGGAAGAGAUGUCCAGUCGCCAUAAAGUGCUUGUUAUGGAGUUCUGCCCAUGUGCCAGUCUAUACUCUGUAUUAGAAGAGCCAACAAAUUCAUAUGGUUUGCCUGAGUCAGAAUUCCUAAUUGUAUCACGUGAUGUUGUGGCAGGCAUGAACCACCUGAGGGAAAAUGGUAUUAUUCAUCGCGAUAUAAAACCAGGGAACAUUAUGAGAGAGAUUGGAGAGGAUGGGAAAUCUGUUUACAAGCUGACUGACUUUGGGGCAGCUCGUGAACUUGAAGAUGAUGAACAGUUUGUCUCUCUCUAUGGCACUGAAGAAUACUUGCACCCAGACAUGUAUGAGCGGGCAGUGCUACGAAAAGAGCAUCAGAAGAAGUACAGUGCAACAGUGGAUCUGUGGAGUAUCGGAGUGACAUUCUACCACGCUGCCACAGGCAGUCUUCCUUUCAGACCUUUUGAAGGACCUCGAAGGAACAAGGAAGUCAUGUAUAAAAUAAUUGCUGGCAAACCAUCUGGGGCAAUAUCUGGUGUACAACGUGCAGAAAACGGCCCAAUUGAGUGGAGCGGGGAAUUGCCCGCUACCUGUAAUUUGUCUAUGGGUCUGCAGACUUUGUUUACGCCAGUCCUUGCAAAUAUCCUUGAAGCUGAUCAGGAGAAGUGUUGGGGGUUUGAGCAGUUCUUUGCAGUAACAAAUGAUAUAUUCAAUCGCAUUGUUGUACAUGUUUUUUCACUGCAGCAAAUGACUCCCCACAAGAUCUAUAUCAACACAUAUGACAAGGUGCCAGAUUUCCAUGACUUGGUGUACAAACAGACAAAGAUUCCUGGCCAGAACCAAGAACUGCUGUUUGAAGGAAGACGACUGGUGUUGGAACAAGGGAGACUUGCACAGCAUUUCCCUAUAACCACAGAUGAAAAUCCAAUAUUUGUCUUAACCAGAGAAAUGGUUUCUGUUAUUGGCCUUCGGUUUGAUGAAAUUGUGAUCCCAAAGCCCAUUUCUCAUUAUGACUUGGAUGUAGAUGCUAAUAUGGCAAAGGCAGUAACAGGUGUUGCUUGCUACUACUGCAGAAUUGCUGCCUCUUUGCUGCUUGUACUGGAUCUCAUGCGCAAAGGAAUACGAUGGCUUAGUGAAUUAAUGAAGGAGGAAUAUAAUGAGAAUGUUCACAGGAAUACUGAAGUUUCUCUUAAGCUUAACUUCUGUAACAGAACAACAGAAAAAGACCUUAAAAUAUAUGAACAACUGAUGCAGACCAGUGUGGAAUCAGAAGUUUAUGCAAUCCAUGCCAAACUAUUGAAUCUUUCCAGUACGCAGGAAGGUCUGAAAUCCUCAUUACAAGAAGUAAAAAACAAACUGACUCCUGGAGGAACCCUCAUGGACUCUUGGAUAAACACUGAAGGCAUACACGCAGCUGACAGAAAUGUGGAAAAACUGCAAGUGUUGCUAUCUUUGAUAACAGAAAUAUACUGCCAGUUCAAGAAGGAUAAAGCACAGCGCAGGCUUUCGUACAAUGAGGAACAAAUACACAAGUUUGACAAACAGAAGUUGUGUUUACAUGCAGCAAAAGCAUACUCCCUUUUCAAAGAUGAAUGUGUUGGCAAGUAUGAAGUAUUCCGCAGCAAGACUUUAGAAUGGAUGAGGAAGAUGAUUCAUGUACGAAAACAAUUAUUUUCAAUUAAAAGCAAGUGUUUUGACAUUGAAGAAGAAGCUUCAAAGUGUCAGCAUUACAUCAACCAGUAUCAAGAGAAGAUGUCUCCAAAAAUGUUUGCUGCACCCAGUGGCAUGAAAUCAGCAGUGAAUCCAAUAUAUUCAAGCCCCAACACUUUAGUGGAAAUGACACUUGGAAUGCGUAAACUGAAAGAAGACAUGGAGGGUGUUGUUAAAGAAUUGGAGGAAAACAAUCACAUUUUAGAAAGGUUCGGGGCUCUGACUAUAGAUGGCGACUUCAGGAAUGUGGAUUGCAUUUAGUAAAAUAGGCACUAAAAUGCUGAACUCUGCGGCCGAUAUAAAUAUAUGAGGACCUUGUAACUCCCUGUGCCCAUUUCAUCCAUAAUGUUUUGGUGCCAGAAGUAUGUAUAUAUGUACCAUACUGUAAAUGUAAAGAAAGAUUUGUGUAUUUUUUUUACGUCACUAUUGCACUCGAGUCUUCAAGUUAACUAGUAUAACCGUUUAGUUCUCUGCAAUCAAAACUGUUAAACUGAAUAAUUAACAUCAACAGUAAUGUUGCCCAUAGCAAUUAUAUUUGAACAGUCACCUCUACAAGUUUGGAAAACUUAGAUCUGAUUGUUUGCUAUGGGCAACAUCAAUACAUUUUAAUAAGUAUGCCCCAUAAUACAAUUCCUUGCAAAAGUAUUUACCCCCCUUGGCUUUUUACCUAUUUUGUUACAUUCCAACCUUUGAUUUAAAUGUUUCUUAAUCUUAUUUUAUGUUAUGGAUCUGCACAAAA
Messenger RNA from Xenopus laevis (African clawed frog), 2740 nucleotides. RefSeq names its product TANK binding kinase 1 L homeolog (gene tbk1.L). Gene Ontology annotation, biological process: activation of innate immune response; positive regulation of macroautophagy; positive regulation of interferon-beta production. Gene Ontology annotation, molecular function: protein serine/threonine kinase activity; ATP binding; protein serine kinase activity. NCBI's taxonomy places the organism in Eukaryota, Metazoa, Chordata, Amphibia, Anura, Pipidae. Gene Ontology annotation, cellular component: cytoplasm. The record is from RefSeq and is marked provisional.